Molecule: messenger RNA, 1271 nt
Organism: Anthonomus grandis grandis
Lineage: Eukaryota; Metazoa; Arthropoda; Insecta; Coleoptera; Curculionidae
Product: dynein regulatory complex protein 10-like
Exons: 7
Coding region: 52-1191 (379 amino acids)
Source: RefSeq, a predicted model, not a curated record
UGCUUUCAAGGCUCCAACCUCGAAAGACCGGAAAGUUUAACCCCUUUAGAAAUGGAAUUAGUGAUUCAGAGUGAUAGAGUAAUGUUGGCAUUGGAAAAAACGAGUACUGUACUAAAUGUAAUGGCAAAACUUCCGUAUUUGCUUGAAAAUGAUUUUGAAAUAAUUCGAACAAGUUUUUCGGAAGAAGCAUCUGGUCUCAUAAUAUUAACCUUGAAAAAAUUUGAAAACAGUGAAACAGAUCGGAAUACUAAAGAAUACCUAUCUGACUCUCAAAAAACUUCUAAGUUAGAACUAGAAUCUCAUAUCAGUGAAUAUUUAGAACUAGAUCAUAGCUUAUCUCAACUAAUUGAUAUGAUCUUUACAAAUAAUCACAUUAGACAGAAACUAGAAGAUGCAAAGGGUAUUUGCCUCUUUCCAUAUAUUCUCGAAUUCAUAAAUCAUUUUAAAAAGUUGGAAAAGAUCGCAAAAUUCAAACUUUAUGUCACCGGUACUGAGGAAGAAGCUCGGGACAAAAGACUUCGAGAGGCAUUUAAGUCUAAUAAUAUGCUGACAUCAACCAUUGAAGAUCUUAAAACACAACUAGAAACUCAAAGAAAUGACCUUGGAAAUGAGCUGCAGAAAAAUAUUGAAGUCUUAGAAAAGUAUAAUAAUAAAAUUGCUUCCAUUCGAGCAGAGGUCCGAACUAGAAUUGAAAAAAAGAUUUAUGACUCAGAAAUAAAACUAAUGCAGCAGAGUGAAAAAAGCCAAGAAAAUCAAGCUUUAUUGGAAGUUCAAGUCAGAGCUACAAUAACACAGUACGAAAUGGUAUUAAAGGAGCAUUUACUUAAAGAAAAACACUUAAGAGCCAAGACUACUAGAACGCAAGUCGAGCUACAGAACUGGCUGGCAAAAUAUGAUCAUGAUAUAAGUGAAAAACAAUUUGAAUACGAAUAUCUUAAAGCCCAUUACGAUAGUGAAAAAGCUGCUAUGGAUGACUUAGAACGCAAAUUAUGUGAACAAGAAGAUUUGUUUAUAACUUUAAUGGCUGAAAAGAAAAAGGAAGAAGAGAAAACUUGUCAGGAGAUUGCUUAUAAAAUAUUGGUCAAUAGGUCUGCCAAGGUCAUUCAGAGGGCCUGGAGAGCAUAUAGAGAGAAAAAAUCCAAAAGGAGAGGAAAAAAAGGAAAAAAAGGAAAAUCCCAGGGAAAAAAAUAAAAUUACCUUAUUGUUAAUAGUAUGUAGAUUGCCUUUAGUAUGGUAGAUUGUAUCAAAACAUUUAAAAUAAUAAUUAUUUG